Molecule: messenger RNA, 4390 nt
Organism: Lotus japonicus
Lineage: Eukaryota; Viridiplantae; Streptophyta; Magnoliopsida; Fabales; Fabaceae
Exons: 8
Coding region: 269-1624 (451 amino acids)
Cellular component (GO): plasma membrane
Source: RefSeq, a predicted model, not a curated record
GUUAACUAACCAAGCUACCUCUCACAUGGCAUUCAAUCCAUCACGUGCCCUGCACGUGAUCGUCCCUGAUAACAUCGCUGGCAUUACCAUCUCUCUCUCUCUCUCAUGUUGAGAGUGAGUGAAGUGGAGAAAACGAGUUUCUUGCAUUUUCUUAUCCUUUUCUUCACUUCUCAAUUCAAUUCACACUCUAAUUGUGAUUUCAUUGAACGUGUUUACCAAUCUUCUUAAUGUUCAAUUUGGGAUUCAUUGGUUACAAGCUGCUGCAACUAUGAAGAGAUUGCACUCUCCCAGUUUCCUUCUUCAGAUUACCAUCUUUCUUACUCUCUUUAUGAAGAACUCCCAGGGUUCUCAAAUUGGUGGUGUUAAAUAUUCCUUUUCUAUCAGAACUAAGGUUGAUGCAGUGCCCCAUGAUAUCUCUCCAAGCACACAGCCAAUGCCAUUUAUUCCUCUUUUAGCUCCUUCGCCGUUGAGUCCUUUCGCCAAUAAUUCUUUGCCUAAGUUAUCAGGCCUAUGUUCGUUAAAUUUCUCAGCUGCUCAAGAUAUAAUGACCAGAACUGCUACUGAUUGCUGGACUUCCUUUGCUCCAUUUUUGGCAAAUGUUGUAUGUUGUCCUCAAUUUGAUGCCAUGCUGGUGACCCUCAUAGGGCAAUCAAGCAAAUACACUGGGGUGCUAGCUUUGAACACUACUCAUGCUACUCACUGUUUCUCUGAUGUUCAGAAGGUCCUGCUCAGUCAAGGUGCGAACGAGGACCUAAAGAAUAUAUGUUCAAUCCAUACAGCAAAUCUUACUGAAGCCUCUUGUCCUGUUGUACUUGUCGAUGAAUUUGAGAGCAUUGUAGACUCUUCAAGACUUCUUACUGCUUGUAGAAACAUUGAUCCUGUAAAUGAGUGUUGUGACCAAGUUUGCCAAAAUGCCAUAAAUUAUGCUGCUAGAAAAAUUGCCUUGAAUGACAUGUCUAAUUCAAAUGGAAACCAUAGCUUUCCGGGGCAUACAGCUAGGAUCAAGGGUUGUAAGAAUAUAGUACUUCGUUGGCUGGCUAGCAAACUUGAUCCAUCGACCGCAAAUAGUAUUUUUAGAGGACUUUCAAGCUGCAACCAAAACAAAGUCUGCCCGUUGGUUUUUCCCAAUGUCACGAGUGUUGUGAAAGAAUGUGGAAAUCAGAUAAGUAACCAAACAGCUUGCUGCAAAGCCACCAAAAGUUAUGUGUCCUAUUUGCAAGAACAGAGCUUUGUGACCAAUCUGCAAGCCAUGAAAUGUGCUGUAUCACUCGGAAAGAAGUUGCAGGAAGCAAAUGUCUCGAACAAUGUUUAUAAUCUUUGUCAUAUAAGCCUGAAGGACUUUUCUCUUCAAGUUGGAUCACAAGUAUCUGGCUGCCUUUUGCCGAGUCUACCUUCAGAUGCGAUAUUUUAUAGAACUUCAGGGAUUGGAUUCAUUUGCGACCUUAAUGAUAACAUUGUAGCUCCAUGGCCUUCAACAUCAUACCCGCUUCCGUCUUCAUGCAAUAGAACGACAACACUUCCAUCCCUUCCUACGGCAACAUCUUCUCAAAAUGGUCUUUUCAUUAAUAGCUUGGUUUGGCCUCCUCUCUUCACGUCUAUACUAUUUUUCAAGAGACUUCUUUAACCUUGGAGUUCUCUUUAUUUGAAUUCUUUUGGCUACAGAGGUUUUUCAGAUAAGUUGGCUAUUCUUUGAGGCUUUAGGGAAGGACUAAAAGUCCUUCUUCAAAGCCAAUCAUCUAACAUGUUUAUAUUGUAACUUUGUUACUGAGUAGAUAGUUUUUUCUGGUAGAUUCUUGAUUGUAUUAUAUUACUGUAUCACUAUUUCAACAUUCUUUGAAAUUGUAAUAAGUCUUAUCUCAUAAAAGAAAAUAUAGAUAUUAAAAAAUAGGCUUAAAUAACGCUUUGGUCCUUGAAAUUGUAAAGGGAAUCAAAUCUGGUCCUUGUAAAAUUUUCGCAUCAAAUUGGGUCCCAAAAUUUGUUUUUUUAAUCUAAUUAACUCCUUUUGCUCAAUUUUGACCGGUCAACGGUCCAGUGGCAAGCUUAGUCAGCUAAGGACGGUCACGUGGACUUUUUCACAUCAAUUUUAGUCCCUUGAAAAGUAUUUUAAUCAAUUUUAGUCCCUGUUCUUCCACCUUCAUCUUCUUCCUCUAUAACUCAAAUCCCAUAAAUUCAAAAGGAAGAACAAGGUGAAUGUGAUGAACAUAUAGUUUUUUUAGGGUUUUGAAUUUCUAGAUUUAAGAAUUUGAGUUAUGGAGGAAGAGGAAGAAGGUGGAAGAGGAAGGUGGAAGAACAAGGACUAAAAUUGAUUAAAAUAUUUUUUAAAGGACUAAAAUUGAUGUGAAAAAAAUCCACGUGGCCAUCCUUAGCUGACUAGGCUUUCCACUGGACCGUUGACUAGUCAAAAUUGAGCAAAAGGAUUUAAUUAGAUUAAAAAAACAAUUUUAGGGACCCAAUUUGAUGUGAAAAUUUUACAGGGAUCAGAUUUGAUUCCCUUUACAAUUUUAAGGAUCAAAAGAGUAUUUAAGCCUAAAAAAUAAUAAUUAUCUUAACUUGUCGUAGUUAAGUUAUGUGUAUUAUUUGUCCUUUUGCACUCGAUAAUGAAGAAAGCUUAAUUGAAUGCAUUAGAAAUGAGUUGGAAUUCCUUUACAUGAGAUUGUCUUUGAUGAGAGAGUGAGAAACAAUGUCCCACCAAUAGAAAGAAACAAUUCCUUCAUAAGGUUUGGUUUCACUCUGCACCUAGUAGAUAAAUCCUAAGGGGAUAAAAUCCACUCAAAUCCAUUAAAUGGUGUUUGGGUGCACCAAUAGAUUUUCAUACAUGGAUCUCAUGUGAGAGAUCUAAUUCCAGUUUUGCUUAUUGAAUUGAUUUUGUUUGGUGCUGCUGUUCUGAGGUUGGUCCCUUCAGAUGAGAUUGCCACAAACGGCAAUAUGAUAUGAUAAUCGUGUGUUUUCCAUCUUUCAUCCUUGACUUCUGGCAUUGAGUUUAUUGAUCAAACCUUGUAGCUUAGUAGCAUAAAUGAAGUGACUCAGGUACCAAACAUUGUAAUUUAAUCUGUAUAUAUUUUUCAUUGAUAUAUUCUUCCUUGUAUUAUCAUUUUUUCUAUUUUCUAUGAGGGGGAACUUGUGCAUAUCGCAACAACAAGCAAGUUCUUUUUCCCAUUAAGUGGGAUUAGCUAAAUAUAACACGUAUCAUGCCGAAAUACGAGUUAAUAUGAGUAAUUGGGAGGGCGUAGAAACUAAUCAUGUGCUAGCCACGGAAGAAUAUAAGCAAUAAUUAAGAAAGAAAAGUGACUAAAUAUAGGAGAGGAUGACUCAUCAACUAAAGUAUUGAUAUGGCAGCAUAAUAGCAAUACAAUACAAUGUUAAUGAAGUGGGGAGAUUUCUCCCCUUUCAGAGGGUUUUUUUUGCUCUUUCCCAAGUAAAAGUUCUCCAUCCUCGAUGUAGGAAUUCUCACUAUUUCACACUUUUUGCUUUCAAGCCAAGAGGUUGCAUUGGGAUAGCAAUAACAUGCCACCAACCCACAUAAAAAGAUGUAAGGCGGGUGUGUAACAAGCAUGAUCGGAUGAAUCUAGUCAAAUCAGCGAACAAUGUUGAUUGAGGAGGAAUCGUGAGUCUCUGGUGAGUGGUGGUGAUGGAUGGAAGAUGAGGGGUAGAUCACGGUGGUCUGUCAUUAAUAACGCCUAAGAGGGGUCCCUGCAAUGACACUCCAAUGCCAAAAUAAGUGGUUGGGGUUUGAGAGGGAUAGUUUUUGCUAAGGUUGGAAUGAGAGUGGGUACAUGAGGGUUUCCCUUUUACCUGUCUUAUUUGUGUCUCUGUUUACAGAUACUGGUGGAGUAAUGAGUGUCUAAUGCAGCUCUCAAUUUCGAUCGUUGGAUCUUCUGCAUGUGGCAGGGACUCUGGAGGGCUCAAAUGUGUGCACCGCGUACACGCUACCCGUGAUCUUGAGCUAUACGGCUACACCUGAGGCUAGAGUAAAAGACUUCUGAUUGGAAGUGAGGAAGUGACACAAACGCCCUUGGUUGAGGAAUUUGCGGUGAGUGGGAGUCAAGACGAGGGACUCGCUGGUCAAAGGGGAAUAAGAAGAUAGUGACUGGAGGUCGAAGUGGGGACGAUUGAUCCUCCUCUGAAACAGUAUUCCUUAGCUCUUACAUUCAACAAUGGAUGUCGAGAGGUAUAAAGUGGUUGCAGUGUUGUUGGAUGUAAAUGGGAUAUAUAUGAGGAUUUGGUGAUUGAAGCAGGGAUGACCAGAACGGACGAUCGAAUCCUUAUCUGGAACAAAACAUUUAACUUUUUUCUUCAUUUAGUAUGUAGGAGCUUUGUAAGAAAAUGAAGUAGAAGGAUUAAACAUUACUCUCAGUAAUAUUAUGAAUUUGUCCCGUUUUGAGGGGCUUAA